UCCCGGCUGUCAGCUGUGGCCCUAGGCACCCAGGCUGGGUGGCGGUGGCCAUUGGCGGAGAGGAGGGCGGGGCGGGGUCGCCCGGAGCGGCUACACUAGGCCGCUCCAGUGGAGGUAAGCAGUUGGCCUGGGAGGCACUGCGCGUGCAAGCAGCGAUCCGGCUUGCUGCAACGACCCGGCUGGGCCCUGGAAAGCAGAGUGUGCAGCAGCGAUCCGGCUUGGCCAUGGCAGCGGCGCCUCUGAAAGUGUGCAUCGUGGGCUCAGGGAACUGGGGAUCAGCUGUUGCAAAAAUCAUUGGAAAUAAUGUAAAGAACCUGCAGAAGUUCGCCUCCACGGUCAAGAUGUGGGUCUUCGAGGAAACCGUUAACGGGAGGAAGCUGACAGACAUCAUCAACAAUGACCACGAAAACGUGAAAUAUCUCCCUGGACACAAGCUGCCAGAAAACGUGGUCGCUGUCCCGAAUCUCAGCGAGGCCGUGCAGGAUGCGGACCUGCUGGUGUUUGUCAUCCCCCACCAGUUCAUCCACAAGAUCUGCGAUGAGAUCACGGGCAAGGUGCCCAAGAAGGCCCUGGGCAUCACGCUCAUCAAGGGCAUAGAUGAGGGCCCCGAAGGGCUGAAGCUCAUCUCCGACAUCAUCAGAGAGAAGAUGGGCAUUGACAUCAGCGUGCUGAUGGGGGCCAACAUCGCCAGUGAGGUGGCUGCGGAGAAGUUCUGUGAGACCACCAUUGGUAGCAAGGUGCUGCUGAACGGCCUUCUCUUCAAAGAGCUGCUGCAGACACCCAACUUCCGGAUCACUGUGGUGGAUGAUGCAGACACAGUGGAGCUUUGUGGUGCUCUGAAGAACAUAGUUGCUGUGGGAGCUGGCUUCUGCGAUGGCCUCCGCUGUGGGGACAACACCAAGGCAGCCGUCAUCCGUCUGGGACUCAUGGAAAUGAUCGCUUUUGCCAAGAUCUUUUGCAAAGGCCAGGUGUCCACGGCCACCUUCCUGGAGAGCUGUGGGGUGGCUGACCUCAUCACCACCUGCUAUGGAGGGCGGAACCGCAAGGUGGCAGAAGCCUUCGCCAGGACUGGGAAGACCAUUGAAGAACUGGAGAAGGAGAUGCUGAAUGGGCAGAAGCUCCAGGGCCCUCAGACCUCUGCUGAGGUGUACCGCAUCCUCAAGCAGAAGGGGCUACUGGACAAGUUUCCUCUCUUCACGGCGGUGUACCAGAUCUGCUAUGAAGGCAAGCCUGUCACAGAGAUGCUGUCUUGCCUGCAGAGCCACCCAGAGCACAUCUGAAGGAAGUCAGGCAGCCAGCAGGGAGCAGUCUCGUCUGUGGUCACCCAGGAAACCAAGGCUUGGCAGUGAGAUCCCUGCUGAACUGUGCUGUGAUCUGAACACUUACAGAUUGUCACAGCUUUGAUCCCGUGCUGGGAGAAGCACUUCCCUGUCUAAGAGGUGUGCGUACGUGCGUGCAUGCGUGUGCGUGCGUGCAUGCGUGCGUGUGUGUGUGUGUGUGUGUGUGUGUGUGUGUGUGUGAAAGUGUGCUCCUUUCUCAUUCUGUGGGUGUGUCUCUAAACCCAAAUCAGGUGUCUAUUUUAAUGAUCACAUUUGAAAUCUCCCUGCCAGGCAGGGCAGCUUGUGAGAUUGGAACUAACUCAGCUAAACAUUAUGGAUUGUAUGGAUGUGACUCACUUAUAUGUGAGUAGAAGGUAGAAUUGGUUUUUUUCUGAUACAGUUAUCCAGCGAACUCCUUGGAUUGUGGGUUGAUCUCUUAACAAUCAGGUGUUUUAAUUAGAUAGUCCACUUACACAUUUCUCCGCGAUAAAGAUGCCACAUUUCUUGCCUCUUUCCUCAUCGCUAGCUGCCAGAAUGGGCUUUUGCCCAGCAAUGGCGGAGGGAGGAGACAUCCCUGCAGUGGCUGACAUCCUUCUGGGGACAGACACUUUACCAUGCUCUUUGUUGGGUGGGCUUUUCUGCACCUGUGCCCCUCAGGCUCAUGAAGGGGCUGUUGUCACUCUCUCCUCAUGUUAGAAGCUACAGUUGUCCCUGGUCACCCAGUGACGUAGACAGGAGCCUAUCCACACUCCUCCAUCCCUCCAGGACAGGACCUGCUAGGAUGUCACUGGGCCUCUUUGACCUCUAGCUAAUUGUUUAUAGGAAUGCUAUGUGCAGCCCUUCCCGAGGCCACAGGAAGGCUUGCUGCCUUGGAGAUUUGUAGGGCAGAGUGUCUUGGGGAAGGUCACUUCUCCAAGUGAUGUCCCCAAUCCAGCAGAGUCAUUGUACUCUUAAGAAAGUGGGUUCCCAGGCCUCAAGAAUGGCUGUGUUUCAACAUGCCUUCCAUGUGUUUCUGAUGCUCACUACAGUUGAGAGCCACCACAUUAGAGAAUAUACCUUAGUGUGGCUUUCACUGCACAGUGUUCUCUAGGGCACAUGUCCUGAGGUCUCCUGGCUAUUCCAGGUGGCCCCUGGGAUGGCCAUGUGAGUUUGGGAAUGGUUGCCUCUGCACACUUUCCUGGGUGUAGGCUGGGUGCCAACACCUCCACAGACCCUGCUAAGCUAACAAGUCCCCAACACAGGGACCAGAAUAUCAGCCAAAAUAUCUAGAGAAGACUGUUAUAGGGUGAGGUGGCCCUCGCUCCUUCAAUAAAUUAGGAUGGCUAACUACCUGUGAGAGUUUGUUCUAUGUAGCCUGGGCUGACCUCGAACUUGUCAGCUUCUUGCCUCUGUCUCCUGGGUAGCUGGGAUUGCCAUUCCCAGCUGGGAUAGCAGUUUCUAGACUUUCUGGACCCCUGAGGAAGCUUCCAGGUGACAGGGUCACCAGGUGACAGGGUCGCUAGCAGACAAGCUGAGGUCAGCCUCACUGAGACGCACACGAUAUGGAGUAAGUGCUUUGGAUUCUGAAUCAGAAUGUGAAUGAUCAUAUCUUUAUUUAAAAGUUGGGCAUCCCAUGAGGGUGAACGAAUGAAUGUCAUACAGUCAUGUGCUUCUAACUUCUGAGAUUCUCCACUUCCUCCCCCUCAUCCUGGGUUUGGUAUCCCCACCCCACCCCAGUCAACACCCC
Microtus oregoni (creeping vole) is the source of this 3045-nucleotide messenger RNA. RefSeq names its product glycerol-3-phosphate dehydrogenase 1 like (gene Gpd1l). The transcript has 8 exons. Gene Ontology annotation, molecular function: protein homodimerization activity; glycerol-3-phosphate dehydrogenase [NAD(P)+] activity; NAD binding. Gene Ontology annotation, biological process: carbohydrate metabolic process; glycerol-3-phosphate catabolic process. Lineage: Eukaryota; Metazoa; Chordata; Mammalia; Rodentia; Cricetidae. The record is from RefSeq and is a predicted model, not a curated record. Bases 225 to 1280 code for a protein of 351 amino acids. Gene Ontology annotation, cellular component: glycerol-3-phosphate dehydrogenase (FAD) complex; cytosol.